Messenger RNA from Epinephelus moara (kelp grouper), 4609 nucleotides. Its product is annotated as E3 ubiquitin-protein ligase RNF26-like. The record is from RefSeq and is a predicted model, not a curated record. The transcript has 2 exons. Gene Ontology annotation, molecular function: ubiquitin protein ligase activity. Gene Ontology annotation, biological process: protein ubiquitination; ubiquitin-dependent protein catabolic process. NCBI's taxonomy places the organism in Eukaryota, Metazoa, Chordata, Actinopteri, Perciformes, Serranidae. The coding region runs from base 123 to 1394 and encodes 423 amino acids.
CCGCCAUUAAACUAAAGAAGAAGAAGCUGAUUCAAACAUGCUAACACUCAUGGCUAACACCUGAAGUUGUCCACAGACAUUCCGGUGAUUAAAUCUGUCCGCGCCAUGUUGUCACGCCGAAUAUGGAGGAAGUGAACUUUGUGUCUCUUGCCGCUGGGAGAUGUGUGGACGCCUGCUGCCUGCUGCUCGACCUGCUCGUCAGGACGUACAGCUGGCUGCUUCGCUUCCUGUCCGGCGUGGGCGCUUCCCUCCACGGCACGCUGAGCGGCUCCAGUUUGGUUGAAUACUGGAACUUUGCUGUUUUCUCCUUCCUCGCCGCCACCGAGGCCGUCUCCAGGACCGCCUGCGGAGCCCUGCACGCCGUGGAGGGCUGGCUGCAGACGCUGGGAGGCGUGUUUGAGAGCUUCAAGAUGGUGGGACACCUGUCCUGUCACGUGGCAUUGCGCACCAAGGAGGCGCUGCACUGCUGGCUCGUCUCAGGGAGCUGCAUCCUGCGACAGACGUGCGAGGGCGUCUGCAUCGCGCUCAGCCUCGCGCUCUACUUCGUCAACACAAUGGUCAACAUCGUCCUCAUCAGCAUGCAGAACUGUCUGUGUGUGUUGGCGGGCGUCUGGGAGGUGGUGGCGGAGCCCGUGCACAGAGUGGUGGAGCUGGCUCUGACUGUGCUGACCUUCCUGUACAGCUGUCUGGUCGGCACCUCCGUGCUGCUGUGGGCGCCCUGCCAGCUGCUGCUGGACUUCCUGGGCGCACUGGGCCGUGUCUUCUUCACUGUUUUCAUGGUGGACUCACACGGCCUGCUCAUCACAGCGGUCGUCGUCUCGCUGGCUCUGCUGUUACUGAACCCCAGGCUGCCUGUCCUCGCCGCACAGCUGAGCCUCCACUUGUUCAACGCUCUGCCGGGAGCUCGUGGCGUCCAGACAAACAUUCGCAGGCUGUACGCAGUCAUAGUGGAACAAGCUCUGGCCAAUCAGGAGGUCCACAGGAGGACUGCACAGGAAGUGAGUAGGACGGGGCUCCCUCAACCUCACACAGACACCGGUGCUUUAAUUGCUGAGGCCGACUUGCUGCCAGUGAGUGAGCCGAGCCAGCCGGACUCCCCGCAGCUCCCCGCUCAGCAGGACGGCGAGGCGGGGAGGACGAGCGCAUCCGUUCCAGAGGGUGGCGGCAGCCCUCCGACUGAUGGCGAGCUGCUCAGCCUGCUGAAGGAGCAGGAGGAGAGGAAGAAGUGCGUCAUCUGUCAGGAUUUGAGCAAGACGGUGCUGCUGCUGCCGUGCCGACACCUCUGCCUCUGCCGACCCUGCGCCGACAUCCUGACCCAACGCCGACCCGUCCAGCAGCGCUGCUGUCCGCUCUGCCGGCGGCCCAUCACACAGACCAUGGACGUCUUCCUCUGAGGGCCACGAAUACAAAGCCUGUGGGCGUUAAACCUGCUCUUUUUCUGUCCUCUAAUAAUGUCACUCACCUGCAGCCUGUCACAUCAUUUAUUUAUUCUUUGUUCCAAUAUUUUCUAAAAGAAAUCAGAAACUUUUCUAACUUCACUGAACAAUAUUUAUGAUGAUUCAUCUGAAAACUUGAAGAUUAUAUUAUUUAUUCUAUAUGUCUUGUGUAAAUUUGCCAAAAUACCAAAACAACAGAGAAGCUCUUUAAUCUCUUGAUAUGUAGGAAGGAGGGUGUAACGGUGCACGUGUUCAUGGUCAAGUGUUCGCUGCACAGUGAAACACAACAUGUCUCUAUGUUUUCUACAUGUCAAAGUCACAUUUGACACGUCACAAGCAGUUUUAUAAAAACAGACUGUGAUCAAAAUAAAAUGCAGAGACAGAUGAGUUGAUUCAAACACAUUAAAAAAACCCAAUAAACACACAUUAAAUCGCACAUUAAAUGCACAUUAAACACAAUAAACACACAUUAAAUACACAUUAAACGCACAUUAAACCCAAUAAACACACAUUAAAUCGCACAUUAAUCUCACAUUGAACACAAUAAACACACAUUAAAUACACACAUUAAACACACACAUUAAACGCACAUUAAACACAAACACACAUUAAACACACAUUAAAUACACAUUAAAUACACACAUUAAACACACAAUAAACACACAUUAAACACACAUUAAAUACACACAUUAAACACACAUUAAACACAUUAACCACAUUAAACACACAUUAAACACAUUAAACACAUAUUAAACACAUUAAACACACAUUAAACACAUUAACCACAUUAAACACACAUUAAACACAUUAAACACACAUUAAACACACAUUAAACGCAUAUUAAACACAUUAAACACACAUUAAACACAUAUUAAACACACAUUAAACAUGGCUUAAUAGAGACAGUUUCAAACACAAAUCAGCUUCACUAUAACUCGCAGCAUUCACAGACAAACACUUGUCUUUAUCUGGACACAUUUUCCCCACAAAUACAACAUGCUAACAUUAUUAGCACAAGCCUAUGGCGUUUUACAUUGUAUAAAUUAGCUUAGCAGGUAGCAGACUUUUCCUUUACUCACAUGAAGCCAGGGACAACAGCAACAUGUAACAAAGGUAACGUUACAAAAUUCAGCUCCAUUACAGCUCACAAGGUUCACUGAUAAAACAGCUGUCUUAUACUAAACAUCGACUGUUCGGAGGCAGCUGUAAAUGGAAGUUUGUGUAAAAAGUAUUCCCUCAGAAAAUAACUCGAAUAAAGAGGAGAUUCAACGUCCAGUUGCAUUUUUUCUUAAUAUCGUAUAUAAGCAAAUGUACAAGGUGUGAUAACUGUCAACUUUUAUAUGACGUUAUACCUUAAAACCGGUGUAUCGCUGAGACCCUGGGAUUCAUACAUUUACAUUUUUAAAAACAAAAGGACAUUUCUCUGGCUGUAUCACAAAUGUACCGAACGCUGACACCACAAACCGUGAAUUACUGUUACACCCCUCGUAGGAAUUGUGAACUGAGCAGCUUCUGGUUAUUAUGAGUUUCUUUGUGUGCUUGUGUGCGUGCAUCUGUCUGCAGCUAAUCUUGCCAACUACUGGACCAAUCAGCCUAAUAUUUUGUGUGCACAUUUACCACUGUAUGCUGAAAGACGUCUGGAUGUUGAGAUGUCUCAUAAUUGUUUUAUUGACUGUUUUUCCGUCACUAACUGCCGACUCCUCGCACCUCUGAAAAAGCUGGUCAGGGCUGCCAGUUUUGUUGAAAUCGUCUUGGCACAAAAACAAAAACAAGCCUUACCGUCUGUUGCGGGACACAUUUUGUUCAUCAGGUCUCAAAAACCGACAUUUGUAGAAAGUUUGGUCUCGUUUUGAACCGGAGCGUCUGCAGGUUAAUUUUAUACCUGAAUGUUUACUUUAUAUACAAAGUGACAAGCUGUAUGAAAGCGACUGAAAAAUGAUGACAAAUGUAUACAAAAAUAAGUAAAUAGGAACACAAAUACAAAUAAUAAUAAUAAUAAUAAUAAUAACUAACACUGGGGCCUCUGUAUGACAGACACUGAUACGAGUCGUUCAUUACACACUGUUUAAUACAUUUACUUUGUAUACAACAAGUUUUAAUGCAGAGGUUGUGAUUAUGACUCAUCAUACAAGAUAAAUCUUUGCCCCUAAGAUAUCUGAUAAACAUUGAAACCACUCUUUUUUCAUAUUUGAUUGUGUCUGUAUUUUUUUCCAAAGGAAAACACAUCUCCUUCAGCCAGCGUCCAGAACUGUGUCUCUGUGUUUCCAUGUCAAUGCCAUAAAUCUUUUGGCUUGUACAAUCACAUCGAUAAAAAUGAGUUGACUGCAUUUUAUUUUAUGUCCCUAUGGAUAAAUGCCAAGGACAAAAAAUGUAGGAUCUAAUUGCGUUGAUAAAAUCUCCUGCACUAAACGUCACACAUCUGUCCAGUAUUCCAUAGUCUUUGGGCAACUCCAUAAACAAUGGAAAAAUGUCCCUUACACACGUCCAGGAUUUGGGGGUGAAAUGUGUUGAAUUUUUUCCCAAUAUAUUUGUACCUCUUUUUUGGUUUUAUAUAUUUUUUAUUAUUUUAUUAUAUUUAUUUAUUUUUUCCGUAGUAAUUGAGCUACAGUCUGUGUCCGCUGCUUUCAACGCCCAAAGCUUUAAUUCCAUUUAUUUAUUUUAUUUCAUUUUAUUUUUGGGGGGAUGUCACAAACAUUUUUUUUAAUAUAAAUGUCAGUAUGUUAAGGACUGAAUAUCUGGGCACCUGGUGGCUGAGUGGGCAGAGCAGGCGCCCUGUACACAAAGGCAGUGUCCAUGCCGCGGUGGCCAUGGGUUUGAUUCCAGCCUGUGGCCCCUCGCUGCAUGUCAUCCCUGAUGUUUGAGUUCAUUCCUACGAAACCCCCUAAGUAGUACUUUUAAAAAAAUUAAUUUGCAACAGAUAAAAAAAAUUAAAAUUAUAGUCAUUUUCACAUGUUGAGUUUAUUUAUUUAUUUAUUUAUUUCUCUUUUCUUUUAAUAAAAGCUUCAGUUAAAAGUUUCAUUCCUUGAUUUUAUUCUCAUUCCUACAAAUCCACAAAUGUCCUCCAGGAUCCAAAACUGUGUGUGAACAUUUUUAUAAGUCACUCAACUUCUGUCACUGGAAAUGUGUCUGUUGUUUUUCAGUAAAUAAAGAUGCUGCCACAGUUUGAAUAUAAA